AUGAGAUCACAUGGACUUACACAUAUGGAGCUGGAAGAGAUCGAGUGCCACCUUCGUACUGGUAGAGAUAUGGCGUACUGUCCUUACUCAAAGUUUGAAGUUGGAUGUGUUAUCUACAUUAGAGGUUCAGAAGAAAAGAUAGAGCUUGAAGGCUUCGAUAACGAGGAUUACGAUAGUUACUAUGAAGGUAGAUUCUACGUGGGUGGAAAUAUCGAGAAUGGAAGCUAUGGUGCUACAAUGUGUGCCGAGAGAGUGACUAUCUUUAAGACUUUGGCAGCUGUCGAACGAGAAUAUGCCGACUCUGAUAAUUGGACAGCAAUUGCUAUUGUUGGCGAUAUAAACGGUCCCGACAAGAUUAUCACCCCUUGUGGGAUGUGCAGACAAGUGUUGAAUGAGUUUAUUAGGGACAGAAUAAAGUUUCCCAUCCUCAUGUAUUCGCCAGAUUUCAGUGAAAUGAAAAUUGCAAACAUGAACGAGUUAAUGCCAAGUCCCUUCGAGCUUUAA
Molecule: messenger RNA, 504 nt
Organism: Maudiozyma saulgeensis
Lineage: Eukaryota; Fungi; Ascomycota; Saccharomycetes; Saccharomycetales; Saccharomycetaceae
Source: the annotation of a GenBank genome assembly